CAAACUUGGUUCCAGCUGCGUGUGGUGAAAGCAACUAGAGGCAGAGCUAUCAAGGGCUGUGACAGAUGAGCAGUGGUCUGUCUGCAAUGAGCAUGUGCUCAAGCUAACAUGGAUACCAUCUUGGUCUUCAGCCUAAUCAUUGCAUCCUAUGAUGCCAACAAGAAAGACCUCAGAGAUAGCAGUUGCCGACUGGAACAGCUGCCUGGGAUCUUCCCAAAAGACGUGAGAAGCAUCAGAGAAUUGCAAAUGCAAGAAACUCACACAGAAACCAAAAGGACAACAUUCAUUCAAAACCGGACUAUAGCUACCCUGCAGUGCCUUGGCUCUGACAGCAAAGUAAAAGUCAACCUUGUAUAUUUGGAGAGAAGGCCAAAGGUCAAGCAUAUUUUGAAGAACCUGAGAAUCAUUGCUGCUCCCCGCAGAAACAGCUCUGCCUCCUCAAGCUGUCACCUAAUCCCCACAUCCAAGUUUCAGACUGGAUCUCUUCUAAAAGGCAAAGCUUUUUUACCAGGGAUCUCACAAUGUAAAGUCCUGGGGGCUUCAUCAGAGACUUUUCCCACCACUGCCCCUUCUAUAACUCCUGGGAAUAAAGAAGGAGAGAAAACUACAAGUACCGACACAGAUGAGAACCUAGAGAAGAGACAGAAAUGGAGUAUUGUGGUCAAAAUUCUGAUUGCUGUCACCCUGUUGCUCAGUGGAGUUGCCAUUAUAGUAUUUGUAAUUUUUGAAGUCCCAUGUCCUUAUCAAUGCCUAGGAGCCAGGAAGCUGUGCCAAUGCCAGUGGUUGUGGAGAUGGCAAAAGAAGGGAGGCCAGCCACCUGGGACAGCUGAAUCCAAGCCUGACUCUCAGCCCCAGAAGGUUGGACAAGAUGCUGCCAAUUCAUCAAACCCAAAGAAAGCUGCAGAGAUCACUGUUAUCCACCAGACAUACUUCUGAAAAGUUCUGCUCUAUCUCAAAGACUGAAUGAUACUACACAGUCCUCUCCCUAUUAAUAUGGGCACAUUCUUGCCAAUUUCACACUUGUAUCUUCAGCAGGGACAUUACAAUCAAACACCAAUUCCUGGUUAAUGAAGGGAGAGUGUGGGCUUAGCAGAGUUACCCUCAUGCCCCUAUCUGAGCCACAACCUUCUGUAAUUCACUUCAUACAUCCAUCUAAAUGGAUACCUUUCCAUCCCCUCAAACGAGAACAAAAAGUAUUCCCUGCAAGCACUAUGAAUGGACCUUACUACUCUCUUUGACAGAAGACUCAAACACAGCCUCUAAGAAACAAGGCAGCUGUUAGUGUGACAUAGCUUCCAGCUCCUCUGUUAUCUUCACAGCUGACUUCACACUCACUGGCCCUCAAUAGCUUAGAGUGGGACUCCUGAUCUCCCUGGUUGACGUUUAUAAGGUUUUGUAAUUUAGCUUCUGGUACUACAUGUAUCUAUCCACACACUGCUGAAGGGAACUUGACCCUACGCAUUCCAAAAGCCUUCCUCAUAAGUUAUCCCCAAGGGGUUCAGGGACUACAGACCAUUAGUACCCAAGUGAAGUCUUCUGACGAUCCAGAAUUCCUAAGGUGGCUCUGAUAUUAUAUCAUACUUUAAUAGAGAGUUGCAUACCUUUUGGACAAAGAUUCCAGAGCAAAAUAAUUAUGAUAAUGCUGUUUCUCACAGGAGAAUAGCUAUGAGUCAAAUCUAACCUGCUUAAAUAAGAGUUUGGUGAGAAAGUGAAACCACCUGAUCUUGAAUCAAUGUUGAGGUGAAAAAGGAAAUGUCAGGAGGGAUAAGACAGGGUGAGGCCCUGCUUCUUUUCCUAAGAGUCUGAAACCAUUCCAUUUCAUUUUGGUGAAAUGUGUCUGUUUCUAAGAAAUUCUGUUUUCUUAGUUCUCUGGUUAAAAAAAAAAAUACAUAAACUGUAUCCUUCUUUCUUUCACUUCAA
Molecule: messenger RNA, 1920 nt
Organism: Homo sapiens (human)
Lineage: Eukaryota; Metazoa; Chordata; Mammalia; Primates; Hominidae
Gene: C17orf78
Product: chromosome 17 open reading frame 78
Exons: 7
Coding region: 109-936 (275 amino acids)
Cellular component (GO): membrane
Source: RefSeq, marked validated